AUGGCGUCUGAUCCUAUCCCUCCACCCUCCAACUUUCAGCCACAAAGCCCGCUGUUCUAUGUCAUACCUGGCGAGAUCCGUAACGAGAUCUUCCAAUUGGCGCUCAUGCAGGACGAAGACAGCGCAGCAGCGUAUCCGGAAGACUCAUAUUGGUACCGUCCAGGUUUCUCAGGUCCGCUCAAGGGCAGCAAUCGUGGACCUGAUGGCCGUACAUGCACUCCAGCGUGCGAAAAGUUCUUCCGCAACCUAACUCCACAAGCCGUGCAGUCACUUCAGAAAGCUCGUCUGUUCACGCAGAUGUUCUGGCUCGAAGAAGGCAAUCAACUAUUCUACAUCCUCAGCAUACCUCAAUUCCGACCAACCCAGCUUACUAUUACCAUACGAUACUCCGACUGGUGGUUCUGGGAAAGCAAUUCGCCACUGAGUAUGGAAGAAAAGUGGCUACGCUACUUCGAAGGAAACCCCGGCUUGCGCGUACUGAGGGUUGAGUACGAGACGCUCAGUUGGAAGAAAGCGGAGAUGAUGCGCAUCAUCGAGCGAAACAAGAAAUGGAAGCUACCUGUACGAAGGGAAGGCGGCAAGUUCCAGAAGAAUGAGCUCGAGGGAUAUCUGAGCGCUGAGAACACUGAACUGAAGGAAUGGACUUGGAAGGGCCCAAGCAAGCUGGGUGGACAAAAUUGGAUUCACCACGGCACCGAAGAUAAGGUCGAAUACGUCGUCGUCACAGAUACCUGGAAGUUUGUGGAAGGCGAACUCACCGAGAAAGAGAUGGAGGGCCGAUUGACCACUAUGAUGCGAGCACCUGAGUUGACGCGAGCCGAGGUGGAAAGACGCCGCAAUAUAGGCGCAUGGCGUGGGAGACUUCGGGAAAGGAAGACUACACGUUAUGCAGCUUAG
This is a messenger RNA of Alternaria arbusti, 897 nucleotides long. RefSeq lists its product as uncharacterized. NCBI's taxonomy places the organism in Eukaryota, Fungi, Ascomycota, Dothideomycetes, Pleosporales, Pleosporaceae. The transcript has 2 exons. The record is from RefSeq and is a predicted model, not a curated record. Bases 1 to 897 code for a protein of 298 amino acids.